GGGGGGGGGAACCCACAACACUCGGGCAGCCCGCCGUCCGCUUACGCGGAAUAUUGUCCCGGGUAAAUUGCAACGCCGGCCGCUCCCCGCCGUGCUUUUCCCGCCGCUUUCGCACGCCGGCCGCCGCGGGAUUUUUGCUGGAGUCGGGCGAGCGGGGCAGCCGGUUGCAAUCGGCGGGUUUACCCCUGGUGGCUGGGCCGGGCCCCCGGAUGUUGGCGCAGGGAUACCUGCCCGCCUCACAAUGUGAUAAUGUUGAAGAGGGUAAAUAUGUCGGCCGCUGGGAGUGCAUUUGUUACAGUGCAGCAGCGUCUGGGGGCAUUUCAAUGAGAUAGUCCUUAAAGUUUGCAGGGGUAUCUCAGUGUCUGCAAAGGGGGCAGGGUGACUGUAGCUUUGGAGGGCGCUGAAAUCCCGCUUCCCUUACAUUUAAUGUUGGCUCUCGGAUGCUCACCGAAGAGGGGUGUUUUAAUUUGUCAAAAUGAAUCCUCAGCAGCGAAUGGCAGCCAUAGGGACGGACAAAGAGCUCAGCGACUUGCUGGAUUUCAGUGCGAUGUUUUCCCCGCCUGCCUCUAAUGGAAAAAAUCGACCAACCACGUUAGGAAGCAACCAGUUUGGGGGAACAGGCUUGGAUGAGCGAACAGGUGCUGGUCCAUGGGCAGGAAGUGGACAAAACAGUAGUCCAACCUACGAACAACCAAGGAGUUACGGCGAAGGUUCCCACUACAGUGAUCAUGCAUCGAACAGAGAGUUGUCGUCAAAUGAUGGCAUUUCUUCAUCAUCCUUCAUGAACUCUGGCCUUGUUGUGAAAAAUGCUGAGAGAGUUACAUUUCCACCAUUUGGAAGAGAAUCAACCAUGCCAGCAUUAAAUCAGGGAACUUUUCUGAAUUCUGAAAUGGGAAUGGCCAAUUCGGGAACAAUGUCGCCAACUGGAGUCAAACCUGGCUCCCAGUAUUACCCCUUUGCCAGCAAUCCUCGCAGAAGACCAGUGCAAGAACCAAGUAAUCUGGAAUCCCAGCCCAAGAAAGUACGAAAGGUGCCUCCUGGCCUCCCUUCUUCGGUCUACGCAUCAACAUCAAGUGAAGAAUACAGUAGAGACUCAGCUGGGUAUUCUUCAUCCAAACCUUCAGGUUCUGUAUUUCCAGGCUCUUUCUAUAUUCAAGAUGGUAUUCACAACGGUCCCGAUGUCUGGAACUCGUCCAGUGGAAUGGGUCAGCCAAGUUAUGGAGGUUUGAUGGGAAAUACUACAACCCAUUUGUCUCAAGCGGGUGGCUACAGCAACCUUCAUCCACAGGAGCGCCUGGGCUAUCCAAUACACACUGUGCCAUCAACAGAAGUUAACGGGAGUCUUCCUUCUUUGUCGGGUUUCCACUGUUCCAAUAAUGCAGGUUCAACUGCGUACGGCGUCUCAUCUCACACACCGCCAAUCAGUGGGACAGAAACCAUCAUGACUAAUAGAGGAAGCUCAGCUGGCAGCCCACAAACCUGUGAUGCGCUGGGAAAGGCUCUAGCUUCGAUCUAUUCACCAGAUCAUACCAGCAAUAACUUCCAUUCAAAUCCAUCAACACCAGUUGGCUCCCCACAGGCAAUUGCAGGUACCGGUCAGUGGUCUAGAACUGGGGGCCAAGGUGCGUUGUCACCAAGUUAUGAAGGGACGCUACAUAACCUGCAGCAGAAUAAGAUGGAAGAUCGGCUAGACAGACUGGACGAUGCCAUUCACGUGCUGCGAAGUCACGCUGUUGGAUCGGCAACAGCCAUGCCUGGUAACCAUGGUGACUUGCAUGUAUUAAUAGGACCGUCGCACAAUGGCCCAGUUGGAGGUAUAAGCACCGGAUUUACACCCCCAGUCCUGCUGCCAGCCAACCGACAUUCUAUGGUUGGACCUCAUGAAGAAGGCUCUGGAAUCUCUAACAACCCUAGUGUUCUGCCCAACUGUGUACUGCCAUCACAGUCCACUGCACUGUCAGACCUUAACCGGCCUCAAGAAACUUACAGUGGAAUGACCAGUGGUCUGCAGAGAUCAAAUGCUAGUCAGUCUACUGCGGAUAUAAAACGAGAAGAGAAAGAGGAUGAUGAGAACCACAAUUCCUCGGGUUCAGAAGAGAAAUCAGAUGAUGAGAGGAAAGAUUCCAAAAUGUCAUCAAGGGCAUCAAGAACAAGUAGUCAAGAUGAUGACGAACACCUUCUCCCAGAGCAAAAAGCAGAAAGAGAGCGGGAGAGGAGAGUAGCUAAUAAUGCUCGUGAACGCCUUCGUGUGCGUGACAUCAAUGAGGCCUUCAAGGAACUUGGACGCAUGUGUCAACUCCACCUUAACAAUGACAAGCCACAGACAAAACUGCUUAUUCUCCACCAGGCUGUGUCAGUCAUUCUCAACUUGGAACAACAAGUCAGAGAACGUAAUUUGAAUCCUAAAGCUGCCUGCCUUAAACGAAGGGAAGAGGAGAAGGUAUCUGCAGUAGUAGGAGAACAGCCACUGCCUCUUUCAGCUGCACAUCCUGGUCUGGGAGAUAAUCACAAUACAGUGAGCCACAUGUAGGAGCUCCGUCUGCCUGGUUUAACUGAAGGUGGUGAGCAAGAACGACACAUCAUCUGUCAUCUUUCUCCUUGAGGAAGAAACCUUGUUCUGCCAAAAAAAAAUGAUAAACUGACAAAUCCUUUUUCUGGAUCAGAAUUGCAAAUGCGAACAUGUGCAUUUGCCAUAUCUGUCUAAAAAGGGGGGACGGUCAAUGCAUAUCAUUUGAAGUACUGGAUCUCUGUGCUGCAAAAGGUUUUUUUCUACAGCCCAAAGGGGGGGAAAAACCUUCCCCACAGUGGAAGAAAGGAGUUAGUGCCUGAGCUUAUGUUAAAUCCCAGUAUGUUUUAAUGAAACUUACAAGGAUGCGAGGUUGUUUUGGAACAAAAUUUCAGAAGUCCUUUUUUUUGCUUGUUUUGUAAGCAAUUGGUCUUAUUGUUUAAAAAAAAAAAGAAAACUUUUGAUGUCCUUGGUUUGCAGCAUUCCCAGAAAAUAAUAUUUGUCUUACUUAUUUGACACAUGACCACUCCAUGUCUCCCUAGUAGUUGGCUGGGGGGUGGGAGGGGAUUGUUAGCCAACGGACAAAAUAUUCUACAGACCUUCUCUGCCCUGCCUUUACGAUCAGGUAAAUCUGGAGGGCCAACAUGAGUGCAUUACAAAAGCUAGUUCAUUCAUUUGUAGGGAGUUAUUUUAUGUAAAAUGAGCAAAACUAUAUUUUUGCAUUAUUAGACUUUACAUUGUAGUUUUUUAAGGUAGCUGGACAUAGUGUGUACUCAGAACUUGAAAGGUCUUUGAAGACUUUCAAAUUGCAGUAAAUAAUGCUGCAGAUUCUAGGUAUUGUAUGACCAUAGGUUUGUCAUGGACUUGUUCAAGAGUGGGGAAAGUUCCCACCUUUUUGUAGAUUCCUGCACAAUGUAAUGUUCAAAUGUUUAAAAUUCAUAUGAAUUGGUUGUGGAAUCUAAUACGGAUGUGAGCAACUUGUGUAACAGUGGCUUGCCUUAUGCCAAGCUGAAUUCAUUUCUACAGCAGCCUGCGUACUGUGGAAACGAACCCAUUGCAAAUAAAACACGGAAUCAGUCUUCCACUGAGAACAUAUUCACAGACUUUCACCAGCCAAGCAGAAGACACAGUACCUUUGACAUAACUUUUUUUAUUUUUAAAAAAAACAAAAGAUGUGAACAAGUGGAAAACGGACAAAACCGUGGGACUGAAUGAACAAAAUUUUUGACAUUUGAGGGUAAAAUGCCUGACAAAAUGCCUGACAUUUCUAGAACUGCAUUAAAUACUGUGCAGUGACAUUUCUCAGCUCAUUUUGAGUAUUGCAGAUGUAUGUAAUAGUUAAAAAAAAAUUACAUGUGGCCUUUUCAUUCUUGUACUUGUGAUGCAAUGUGGACAGAAUGAAAAAUGACCAGUGCCUAACAUUUCAUUAAAAGCCUCUUUUUUUGUCUAGUGCUUUUUUUGCUAAGAAAAGACUUGCAGUAUACCCUUACAAAGUGAAAUUUAAGGAAAAAAAGUUGGCUUAUUUUCACAACAGCGAUCCUUUUAUACCAUAAAUCUUGAAAAUGUCUUGGAUUCCGAAUGUUACUUUUUGUAGAUUUUUACUCAAUGUCUGAUUCCAGAAGUUUAUUUUACUACAUGUAGGUAAAGCUUCUUCUAGCACCCAUACAGUACUUAAAUGUUGCACAAUUAGAUUUCUGAUUGUGUUGCUGAGUGCCUCGAGUUCCUUGUGUUUUUUUUUGUAUUUAUACAAGCAUCAAAACAGCUGGCUGGAGUAUUCAGAAAAGUAGUUUAAACCAUUUCCUUUUGUCUUAGUAGUUAAUGAGAACUGUCAUGUAUAUAACAGUAAUGUAGCAAUAAAUGUGCCAUUUUUAUAACAGGAAUGCCCCUCCUUUUUAAUGUCCGUUUAAUCUUGUAUACCCAAUGUCAUUGUAAUAAAGGGUUUACCUUAAAUUU
Pristis pectinata (smalltooth sawfish) is the source of this 4459-nucleotide messenger RNA. Its product is annotated as transcription factor 12-like. Gene Ontology annotation, cellular component: transcription regulator complex. The coding region runs from base 476 to 2530 and encodes 684 amino acids. The record is from RefSeq and is a predicted model, not a curated record. NCBI's taxonomy places the organism in Eukaryota, Metazoa, Chordata, Chondrichthyes, Rhinopristiformes, Pristidae. The transcript is spliced from 20 exons. Gene Ontology annotation, biological process: regulation of transcription by RNA polymerase II. Gene Ontology annotation, molecular function: protein dimerization activity; DNA-binding transcription factor activity, RNA polymerase II-specific; RNA polymerase II cis-regulatory region sequence-specific DNA binding.